Coffea eugenioides is the source of this 679-nucleotide messenger RNA. RefSeq names its product citrate-binding protein-like. The record is from RefSeq and is a predicted model, not a curated record. The coding region runs from base 47 to 679 and encodes 210 amino acids. NCBI's taxonomy places the organism in Eukaryota, Viridiplantae, Streptophyta, Magnoliopsida, Gentianales, Rubiaceae. The transcript is spliced from 2 exons.
CACCACACCUAAAUCACUUUCUUGCUCUUCAUUUCUUCAGUUAGCAAUGACGCCUUUUCUCGUCUUAGCCACUUUGUUCUUAACCCUCCUGAGGGCUCUGAAGGCUGAUCCAACUGAUGGGUUCAGCUAUGUUAAGCUGAGUGAGGCAAAUUUUCAAGUCCAGAAGCCGUACGAUGUCUCUGUCAAUCAACGCUAUUCCUACAUUGGUGGUGAACAUAGACUGUGGGUUUAUAAGACAGAUAAACCUUAUUCUCAAACUAGCAAUACCAAACCACGUACUGAAAUUCGCAUCACUGGCUACGACUACACUUCAGGUGUAUGGCAAUUCGAGGGUUAUGCAUAUGUACCCUCUGGAACUUCUGGUGUCAGCAUAAUGCAAGUAUUUGGAGCAAGCACUCAGGCCACAACUGCUAUGCUGAGAGUCUACAAUCCAUCCCUCACAUACUACACAAAUCCUGUCCUAAUCCCCAACGUCUACAACAAAUGGUAUCGUGUCAAUGUGAUACAUGACACAGGUGCUGGGAGAGUUAGAGUGUACAUUGAUGGAGUUUUCAAGUAUGAAACUCAUGAUAAUGGUCCUGCUACACAUUACUUCAAGUUUGGAGUGUAUACACAAGACAAUCCUUCUGAUUACAUGGAGUCCCGUUGGGUUGGAAUCAAAGUUCUCAGGAAGAACUGA